UACGUUGGGCUAUGCGGCGACGCGGUUUCCUACAUUCUCUCAAAAUUAAGUGAUUGUUACGAUUAAUUGGCUUGAAAAAAAUGCCGUGGGCAAGCAUCAACAGAAUUUACGCGAAACCAUCGAACACCAGCUCAAUGGAAGCACCACCCGCAAUCAGCACCCUCAAGGCUGGUCCAGCUUUGACGGCCUCUGCUGAUUCAGGUGGUCGUUUCGAAUUGAGCGACCACGGCUACGGCAAAAGCGCUGUCAAACUACUCCAUGUACAACGAGAUGCUGAUUACCAUUCCAUCAGAGAAUACGAAGUGUUCACGGAAUUAAAACUGCACUCCGAAACUGCAUAUGUGGUGGGAGACAACAAAGACGUGGUUGCCACAGAUUCACAGAAGAAUACUGUGUAUCUGCUGGCGAAGAAGCACGGAGUGAAGACUCCAGAAGAGUUUGGUGCGGUGGUAGUGAGCCACUUCUUGUACAUGUACAAGCAAGUGGUGGAGGCUAGAUGUAAAGUUGUCGAGUACCCCUGGGAGCGUCUUCAUGCAGAGGCGCCUCAUAACCACGCGUUCGUGUUCUCGCCGACUGCGACCAGGUGGUGCCAAGUGAGCCAAGCUCGUCACGAGGCUGUGACUGUAAAAUCCGGUUUAAGUGGUCUUCGUGUACUUAAAACAACACAGUCAGCAUUCGUAGACUUCGUUCAAGACGAAUACACCACACUAUCAGAUGCCGCUGAAAGAAUAUUCAGUACUGUGGUGGAAGCCGAAUGGAUCUAUGACAAUAUGCGGACGGCAGACUUCGACAAUGCCUGGUUAACUGUCAAGGACGCCAUUUUGGACAAAUUCGCGGGUCCUGCAGACGUUGGCGUGUACUCGCCAUCAGUUCAACACACCCUGUAUCAAGCUGAAAAGACUGUACUGGAAAAAGUUCCAGAGAUCAAUUGGAUCAAAAUGACAAUGCCGAACAAGCACUACCUCAAUAUCGAUAUGUCAAAAUUCCCCGCGAAUGUGACGAAAGGAGACCCUAAUCAUAAUAUCUAUCAACCUAUCGACAAGCCAGCCGGCCUCAUCUACGCGCAGCUACGCCGCAAGCCCAAAAGUCACUUGUGACAGGGCGCCGGCGCCGCUACGCCGUAGCGCUACGCGUUUUUAGGUUAUAAUCGUUUUAUCAUUUUAAUGUUGCUACCAACUAGACGUUAUUUUUUACUAUUUUCUAUUCGUAAUUCAAAAUUUCUCAUUCCAUUCAUAUCCAACA
Spodoptera exigua (beet armyworm) is the source of this 1242-nucleotide messenger RNA. NCBI's taxonomy places the organism in Eukaryota, Metazoa, Arthropoda, Insecta, Lepidoptera, Noctuidae. The record is from the annotation of a GenBank genome assembly.